Messenger RNA from Drosophila navojoa, 1874 nucleotides. It is a transcript of the gene RanGAP, whose product is annotated as Ran GTPase activating protein. Gene Ontology annotation, biological process: activation of GTPase activity; nucleocytoplasmic transport; signal transduction. Gene Ontology annotation, molecular function: GTPase activator activity; small GTPase binding. The record is from RefSeq and is a predicted model, not a curated record. Gene Ontology annotation, cellular component: perinuclear region of cytoplasm; nucleus; cytosol. NCBI's taxonomy places the organism in Eukaryota, Metazoa, Arthropoda, Insecta, Diptera, Drosophilidae.
AAGUACAGUUUUUACAGAAAGAAUAAUUAAUAAAUAGAGAAAAAGUAAAAAUGUCUAACUCGUCCAUGUCGAACUUCAGCUUCGCCAGUAUGGCAGCACAGCUCAACGAGGAGCAGGGCAUUUCCUUCCAAGAGAAAGGCGAAACCUGGAAUAAUGCCGAAGAUGUUAAAGCCGUAGUUGAAGCGCUCAACAAACAAUCCACAGUUCACUAUCUCAAUCUCGAUGGCAACACUCUAGGCGUGGAGGCUGCUCAAGCUAUUGGCCAGGCCCUACACAAGCAUCCGGAAUUCCGCAAAGCUCUAUGGAAAAACCUCUUUACUAGACGUCUUAAGUCCGAGAUUCCACUGGCUUUGGAACAUUUGGGCGCUGGUUUAAUUCAAGCUGGCGCCAAGCUCACAGUGCUUGAUCUCAGCGACAACGCACUUGGUCCAAACGGAAUGACCGGGCUGGAGAAGUUCCUACGUUCACCCGUUUGCUACACCUUGCAGGAGUUGUACCUCAAUAACUGUGGCCUUGGUCCUGAGGGCGGAAGAAUGUUAUCUGUUGCCCUCAUCGAUCUCCAUAAAAACGCCAAGGAAGCAGGUACACCGCUUCAAUUGCGGGUCUUUGUAGCUGGACGGAAUCGCUUGGAGAAUGCCGGAGCCAAGGCUUUGUCAAAAACGUUCAAAGUACUGCAAACGCUGGAAGAGAUUACAAUGCCACAGAAUUCCAUUUAUCACGUUGGCGUCGCUGCACUUGCAAGUAGUUUUAAGCAGAAUCCCCACUUACGAAUCCUCAACAUGAAUGAUAAUACGUUGGGAGUUCGUGGAGCUGCUAAGAUCGCCGAAGUCUUUGAGCAUACCCCGCUACUGCGUGAAAUCAAUUUUGGCGACUGUUUGCUAAAGACCGAUGGUGCUUACCAUUUCGCCGAGGCUCUGGAGCAGAACCACGAGCAGCUAGAGCUUCUCGAUUUGGGAUUCAAUGACAUCAACUAUGAUGGCGGUCUGGUGUUGGUGACGGCCGUGCAGCACAAACCCAAGCUGCGUGAAUUCAAUCUGGAUGGCAAUUGCUUUGGUCAACAUGGACGCGAGCAAAUCAUAGCCCAAAUGGCAAAAUGCCAGAAUGCUGCUGCCUUGCAGUCUUUGGACGAAGUGGUCUCUGAAGAGGAGGGGGAGGAGAAUGACGCGGACAAUGAUGACAAUGUGACGCCCGAUAACAGCGACGAAGAUGAAGCAUCUGAUGACCAAGACGACUACGAUGACCAAGAAGAUGAUGAAGAAUACGAUCCAAACGAUACAACAGAAGAAGUGGAAGAUGACGACGAAGCCUACGUGACCACCAACGCUUAUACCACCAAGCUCUUCAACGACAGCAACUGCAACAAGGCCACUAACAAUUUUGAUGUGACCAUCAAAAAUGGCAACAAAGCGCCUGCCGACGCCUGCACUCCCGAAAAGUUUUGCCUAAGUCAACGGCCUUGCACACUGCAGCAAUUCGACUCGCUGGAGGCCAAUAAUAAACUAGAGGCCUUCCACAACAUAAUCAAUCUAUUCAGCGAGGAUAAUCACUUGCUGUUGCUUAUCUUUACGACGCUUAAGUGCGGACAUCUUGCUCAAACGUCGCCGGCUGCUUUAGAGCUGGCCAUAUCACUCUAUCAGGCCACCUUUGACUAUGCCAUCAAAACAGAGCAGGAAUCGCGAGUCCUGGACUACUAUCUUAUCCAGUUAGGCCUGUUGCGCAGCGAGGAGCGAUUCAAGAGCGAAUACGAUCUGAAGAGCUGCCGAUACGCUCUUCGAGAGGCAAUCAAGAAGGAAAGCUUUGCCAAUGAUAACAUUAAGAAUACCUUUAAAACAUUUCUUGAUCAACUCGACGUUUAGCGAGUAUCACUAGAGUAA